AUGUUGUUUUUCGCAACUGUUUGCCGUGGAACCUGGAUUUCACAGUUGCCUAUGUUCUGCCAUUCUGGGACCAAAGUCGAGUUGCUCGAGCUGAAGAGAGGCUCGGGCUUCUCCAAUCCAAUGAAGCGAUGGGCGGCCUUCCUCCUCGCUGCGCAGCUCGGUGCCGCUGUGGUCUUGGAGGCGCCGUCUCGACGUGCAGCCAAGAAGACCUUGCCAAAGGGGCUGCUGAGGGAUGAUCUGCAGGGCCCACUCUUUGUCCACAUUCCCAAGACCGCGGGCACGUCCAUCUGGAAGGCGCUUGGGCCCAACUAUACCGACUCCGGGAGAUACCCCGAGGUCUCGUUCUUCUGCAUGAAGCACAACCCACCGAAGGAGCAUGUCCCUGAUAGCUGGGCGGUGGUCCGGGACGUGUGCGAUCGACUGGUCUCGGAGUUCGCAUGGGCGCGGCUACAGGGAUGGUACCAACGGUACCGCAAGGAAGGCUUGGACAAUCAUGCUGAGCCCAACUGCACCACCUUCAACAAGUGGGUGACUUUGGUGAUGCAAAAGUACCAAGAGGAUUCAGAUGUGGAGGACUGCCACUUGAUCCCACAGUGGUGCUAUGCCUCCAAGGUGGACAAGAUCCUCCCUUUAACCGAGCACCUGGAAAGGGACAUCCGCCAGAUGGACCCACGCUUGAAGUAUGUGGACCUGCACCACAAGAAUCAACACUCUCAUGUGGUCAAGAAAAUGAAUGUCUCCUGUGGCUGCUUGACGCCUGCGAACCUGAAGGCUGUCCAGAGUCACUUCUUGGAAGACUUUGUUCAUCUCAGGAGCAUCUUGGGUCCAUCCAAGUACGAGCCGAAAGCUCUGAGCAAUGCAAGCAUCAAAGAAUCGAUUUGCUCCAAGUUCCACCGGAAGGGCAAAAAGAUGCCCAUGUCCGUGGUUCGCAGCAGUGCUCGCACCGGUGGGCAGGCCAUGCAGGAUGCGGCCUCCGUGGGGAAGCAGGCGAUGCUGUCGGUGGCGGGAUUUGAGAAGUCCAAGCUGGUGGGGUUGUGUGGCGGGCUCAGGGAAUGGAGGGUGGGGCUGCAAGCAGUUUGCCAGAUUGCCAACGAGCUCUUCCCCAAAGGUUUCUCCUGCGCGGGGACCGACAAGGCCAUCCAGAAGCUGAAGGAGUUGGCCGAUGAGGGUGGUGCACUCCAAGCAAAGGUGCUGAAGACCUCGGGCGGAUUCCACACCUCGUUGAUGGCUCCCGCCAAGGCCAAGUUGGGCCAGGCGGGUCCGGUCCGGGGCCGAGGAGUCAGCUCCUUCCGGCGGCUGCUCGCCUCCAUGGAAGCGGAGCGGGAUCAGAUCCGGAACGCCUGGCAGCGGCUGGCGGAGGAGCGAGAUCUGACCACCGAGCAGUUGGAGAAGUUGAGACAGGAGACUGAAGAGUGGUGCUACCGGGAAAAGCUUAAGAUCGACACGGAGUGGCAGCGCUUGAACAAGCUCAGCGAAGAGAUGCAGAAGAUGUGGCCCAGGAAUUGCGAGGUGCUACAGAUCAACUGCUCCGGAGAGCUCUUCGUCAUCCCGCGGGAGACCCUUUGCGGCAUCGAGGGUUCGGUACUCUCGGAGAUGUUCAGCCCUGACUUCAUGUCUGAGAUUCCUCGAGAUGAGUUCGGUCGUUUCUUCUUGGACUUCAACCCCCAAUGCUUCAGCCUGGUGGUCGAGUAUCUGCGGAACCGGCGCUUGAACGAAGCUGCACCUCUGCCGGUGGUCCCGCAGAGCCAGAAGCGGAACAUGGAACUGUUGGCAGAAGCUUGGAAGUUGUGGCCAUUCUUGAAGCCGAAUCGCUUGAACCCGCUGCACGGCACCUCGCUGCACGUGACCGUGCAAGUGGAGUCCGACUUGAAGGAGACGCAGAUCGUGCGCGCGACCCACCCCGGGUGGCAAGUGCUCGGUGCCGAGCAGCCCUUGCCGGUGUCCAUCGUGUCGUACUUCGAAGUCCAGAUUCUCCACAAUCCGGAUACUCGUGGGGGCUUGGCCAUUGGCGUUUGUGACCAUUUGCCCUCAGGGCCGGAGACCCACUCCAUCCAUUUGCAGUCCUGCGUGCUUUAUAACAGCAACAAUGGACUCUUAGGCGAUUGCAUCGCGGAGCACGACGUGAAGGGCGGCUUGAUGUUGGCGGAGGGGGAGCGCUUAGGGAUCUCCCACGACGUGGUGUCGCAAACCUUGCAGUGGUACCACAACGGCCAAAGCAUCGGCAAAUCCACCUUCCGGGAACGAUGGGACUCGGUCUAUCCGGUCUUCGGGCUUUACGUGCCGAACCAGUCCAUGGUGGUCGACUUCCAAGCGACCCUCCCGACACAAUGA
This is a messenger RNA of Durusdinium trenchii, 2331 nucleotides long. The record is from the annotation of a GenBank genome assembly. Lineage: Eukaryota; Dinophyceae; Suessiales; Symbiodiniaceae.